This is a messenger RNA of Aureococcus anophagefferens, 954 nucleotides long. RefSeq lists its product as hypothetical. The transcript is spliced from 2 exons. Lineage: Eukaryota; Pelagophyceae; Pelagomonadales; Pelagomonadaceae. The record is from RefSeq and is a predicted model, not a curated record. The coding region runs from base 1 to 954 and encodes 317 amino acids.
AUGCGCUGGCUGCCGCGCGCCCUGGUGCUCCUCGCCGCCCGGGCGAACGACCCACCCGCCCGCGGCCGCCGCGGGCCGCGCCGCGCGUCGCGCACGCGCGCCGCGCUGGACAACCUGGCCCGGCCGACGAGCACCAGCGCGCCGGCCGUGCACCCCAUCGCGGACCCGACGGGCCUGCUGACGAACAAGGUCACGCUCUGGCGCAGGCUCGCGGCCUACUACGGGCGCGACGCGGCGUCGGCGCUCGCGCCCGCGACGUACGACCUGUCGGACCCUUCCGACGUCGAGCUCCUCCGCGCGGACCACGCGCCGGGCCGCGCCUACGUCGUCAAGAACGGCACGGUCCACGGCAAGGCCGGCCUCGCCUUCGGCGAAAACCUCGACUGGGUGCUCGGCGCGAAAGCCCGGGGCUUCGAGGUCGCCCAGGUCUUCGAGCGCGACGCGACGCGCGUCCGCGGCCGCGCGUUCAGCGUGCGCGCGUUCGUGCGCCUCGCCUGCGACGGCGCCGGCGGCGUCGUCGCGGGCCUCCACCGCGAGCUCAAGUGCCUCUACGGCGGCGACGCCGCCGCGGCGGCGACGACGAACCGCGGCUCGCCGGACCUCCCGCUCCGCCUCGCGGACCUCUGCGCGGACCUCGAUAUCGACGACCUCGGCGGCGCCGACCCCGCCGCCGUCGCCGGAGCCAUCGGGGCCGUGCUCGGCCGCGUCGUCGCCGCCGCCGCGCCGGGGCUCUGCGCGGGCGGCGGCCCCGCGGCGCGGCUCCUCGGCGCGGACCUGCUCCUCGCGGGGUCGCCGAAGGUCGUCGAGUUCAACGCGGGGCCGCGCCUCACGCCGGCGGACCGCGGCGACUUCGAGCUCAAGCGGCGCGUCGUCCGCGACUUCUUCGCCGCGGCCGACCCCGCGAAGCGCCGCGGGGACCCGGGCGCGCUCUUCGCGCGCGUCUUCCCGCCCUAG